Molecule: messenger RNA, 360 nt
Organism: Rotaria sp. Silwood2
Lineage: Eukaryota; Metazoa; Rotifera; Eurotatoria; Philodinida; Philodinidae
Source: the annotation of a GenBank genome assembly
AUGGCGAUGCAAAAACGUGCUAAUCUUCGUUUACCACCAGAAAUUAAUCGAGUUUUAUACGUACGAAAUCUUCCAUAUAAAAUAACAGCUGAAGAAAUGUAUGAUAUUUUUGGUAAAUAUGGAGCCAUUCGACAAAUUCGUGUUGGUAAUACACCUGAUACACGAGGUACAGCAUUUGUUGUUUAUGAAGAUAUAUUUGAUGCCAAAAAUGCAUGUGAUCAUUUAUCUGGUUUUAAUGUUUGUAAUCGUUAUUUAGUUGUACUUUAUUAUCAAGCAACGAAAGCAUUUGAUAAAAUCAAUUUAGAUAAAGAAAAAGAAAAAUUGGCUAAAACCCAAGCUAAAUAUGGAUUAAAUACAUAA